AUGCAACUGGACCCCGGUAAAGACUCAAAGUGGGCAAUGGGUAGUAGGAAAAUAGACUGUAGGGAACGAGUUCCACGACGCUGUGCGAUUAGCUCCUCCAGUGCAUGUUCUUCGGACGGCAGGAACCAGCCGCUAAGCAGCCUUGUCGCAACGAAGCUUGCGUGGAACAAGUACGGACUACAUGCAGGAGGGGAACAGUUGAGGUGGUCCUGCGAAGGGCUCGACGGUUCACAACGACGGCAACCUUUACUUGUUACUUCGGCGGCGCCUUUAGCUCUAAAUCCUUCGCAGACAUACCAGUAUUGA
Messenger RNA from Eimeria necatrix, 306 nucleotides. RefSeq lists its product as hypothetical. Lineage: Eukaryota; Apicomplexa; Conoidasida; Eucoccidiorida; Eimeriidae. The record is from RefSeq and is a predicted model, not a curated record. The transcript is spliced from 2 exons. The coding region runs from base 1 to 306 and encodes 101 amino acids.